This is a messenger RNA of Cylas formicarius (sweet potato weevil), 1642 nucleotides long. Its product is annotated as MFS-type transporter SLC18B1-like. The record is from RefSeq and is a predicted model, not a curated record. Gene Ontology annotation, molecular function: transmembrane transporter activity. The transcript is spliced from 8 exons. Gene Ontology annotation, biological process: transmembrane transport. NCBI's taxonomy places the organism in Eukaryota, Metazoa, Arthropoda, Insecta, Coleoptera, Brentidae. The coding region runs from base 121 to 1629 and encodes 502 amino acids.
CGAAGCUACAUGUAAACGAUAACCGAUUUCGAGUUGAGUUUUUCUCGGGGAAACCAUUUCGUUCCUCGUGGCAGUUAUUUUUAAGUGAAUUGUCCCGUGGAAUUGCGCUGUGAUUAAAAUAUGGUGCAGUUUACAAGAAGGCAGUGGUUGACUUUGAUCGUGAUUGGCAUCGCUGACUUUUGCAAUGCUAUUUGUGUAUCACUACAGGCACCCUUCUAUCCAAUGGAAGCGGAGAGAAAGGGUUGCACCGCAACAGAAUAUGGAUUAGUUUUCGGGAUUUUCGAGUUCGUAGUGUUUUUAAUCAGCCCAGUGUAUGGCCAGCAUCUUAACAAAAUAGGUCCAAAAAUAACAUUUAAUGGAGGCAUUUAUACCACAGGGAUCUGCGCGAUUUUGUUCGGAUUACUGGAUAAAGUCAAUGGAAGGUAUAUGUUUAUAGUGCUAAGUUUCAUCAUACGAAUAGUCGAAGCGUUGGGCAAUGCCGCUUUUCUUACUGCGAGUUUUGCCAUCAUAGCGAAAGAAUUUCCGCAAAAUGUUGCCACAACAUUUGCAUCGCUUGAAACCUUUUUCGGACUGGGAUUAAUUGUCGGGCCUACCGUAGGUGGGGCUUUAUACCAAGUUGGAGGUUACACGCUACCCUUCGUAGUAAUGGGAAGCGCAUUGUUUACUUCCGCCAUAUUAACUGCACUGAUACUCCCGAAACAUGAGGAUGGAACUGACCGAAAACAAGGAGUAUCAAUUCUGAAAGUAUUAAAGAUCCCCGGCGUAAUUCUCGCAGCUUCCAGUAUAGUCGUGACUAGCAUGUCGAUAGGAUUUUUACAAGCCACUCUUGAACCACACCUCCGAGUUUUUCAUCUAGCGCCCAUUGUCCUGGGUCUGAUGUUCGUCAUCAACGGGGGCGUAUAUGCUGUCACUGCUCCAGGAUAUGGGUGGAUAUGCGAUCAUCUAUGCUCCCCAAAACCUGUGAUCGCGUUUGGGACGGUGUUGGUUGCAAUAGGUUUUUGCCUGAUUGGUCCUGCACCGUUCAUACCCGUCCAAACAACUUUGUGGCUGUCCAUAGCAGGACUUGUACUCCACGGGCUUGGAAUGGCAGCUCAGUUAGUUGCUUCGUUCAGUGAUGCACUUACAACAAGUAUCGCCCACGGAUUUCCAAACAAUUUGGAAACCUACGGCUUGGUAUCCGGAUUGUGGACAAGCAGCUUUGCUUUGGGUGCUUUCAUCGGGCCUUCCGUGAGCGGCAUACUCUACGAUAGCGUCGGUUUUCGCAAUUCUUCUUUGUUCGUCGUCAUCAUUCAUAUUUUGGUUGGAAUUGCUGUGACGAUCUUCAUCGUAUUCUCGAAAUCACAAUCGCUUUACGUCGAACUCAAAGAAGACAAGGUAACCAGCGAUGUGGAUAAUAACACGUGCAUAUUGGCGUCCAAUUCCAAGAUGCACGAAAGUUUAAACAAAAGUAUACAUUCGGUGGGAAAUGGAAUAUCAAUUGAACAGAGUAGACCACCCGCUUUAAACAGCCUAAUAGCAUGCAACAGCUACAAAAGUCAAGCGUGGCCUGAGCAAGCCACGAGUAUAUCAAUGUCCAGUCCGAUAAUUCAAAGUAACGGACUUCAGUCAUCGUACGGAACAGUUUAUUAAAUUAUUACUAGGA